GGCCCAAGCACCUACUGAUCCGAGUAGUGCGGAAACUGCUGACCCAGAGGAGAGUUCUCCAAAUAUGAUAGUCUACAGAAAGAUUGAAGACAUCGUUACAAGGAUGCAAGAUGACAAAACAGGUGGAGUUCCCAUCCGCACUGUCAAGAGCUUUCUGUCCAAAAUUCCCAGCGUGGUCACCGGUUCUGAUAUUGUGCAGUGGCUUAUGAAGAACCUCAGCAUUGAGGAUGCAGGGGAAGCAAUACACUUGGGAAGUCUUAUUGCUGCGCAGGGUUAUGUCUUUCCAAUCUCAGACCACGUCCUUACCCUGAAAGAUGAUGGGACAUUCUAUCGUUUUCAGGCACCAUACUUUUGGCCUUCAAACUGCUGGGAGCCAGAAAACACAGAUUAUGCCAUCUAUCUUUGCAAACGGACCAUGCAGAACAAAGCGAGGCUGGAGCUGGCGGAUUAUGAAGCCGAAAACUUAGCAAGACUUCAGAGAGCAUUUGCAAGGAAGUGGGAAUUCAUCUUCAUGCAAGCAGAGGCCCAAGUGAAAAUCGACAGGAAAAAGGAUAAAACGGAAAGAAAGAUUUUGGAUAGCCAGGAGAGAGCAUUCUGGGAUGUGCACAGGCCUGUGCCAGGUUGUGUGAACACCACAGAAAUGGACAUUAGAAAGUGUCGCCGUAUGAAAAACCCACAAAAAGUGAAAAAGUCAGUGUAUGGGGUUACAGAGGAGUCUCAGCCCCAAAGCCCUGUACACCUGCCCUCCCAACCAGUGCGCAAAACGACAAAGGAGGAUUUCCGGAAGCAAAUAACUUUUCUGAACAUGCAGAUAGAGAGACAUUGUUUAAAGAUGUCCAAAGUAGCAGAAAGUUUAAUAGCCUACACAGAGCAGUAUGUGGAAUAUGACCCCUUUAUAACUCCUGCUGAGCCUUCCAAUCCCUGGAUAAGUGAUGAUGCAGCAUUGUGGGACAUUGAAAUGAGCAAGGAACCUAGUCAGCAGCGUGUGAAAAGAUGGGGUUUCUCCAUGGAUGAGGUGCUGAAGGACCCAGUAGGACGAGACCAGUUCCUUCGUUUCCUGGAAUCAGAAUUCAGCUCAGAAAACCUCAGGUUUUGGUUGGCUGUCCAAGAUCUCAAGAAACAACCUUUACAGGAUGUGACCACCAGAGUGGAAGAAAUCUGGCAAGAGUUUCUAGCUCCUGGGGCCCAAAGCGCUAUCAACCUGGAUUCCCACAGCUAUGAGAAAACAAGCCAAAAUGUCAAAGACCCAGGGAGGUACACAUAUGAAGAUGCACAGGAGCACAUUUACAAGCUGAUGAAGAGUGACAGCUACGCGCGCUUUCUGCGUUCGAAUGCUUACCAGGACUUACUGCUGGCGAAGAAGAAGGGAAAGUCUCUGGCAAGCAAGCGCCUCACGGGCCUGAUGCAGUCCUCCUGACAGCUCCAGCCGACCGCCCCGC
This is a messenger RNA of Pseudopodoces humilis (Tibetan ground-tit), 1439 nucleotides long. It is a transcript of the gene RGS6, whose product is annotated as regulator of G protein signaling 6. The record is from RefSeq and is a predicted model, not a curated record. Lineage: Eukaryota; Metazoa; Chordata; Aves; Passeriformes; Paridae. Gene Ontology annotation, cellular component: cytoplasm; neuron projection. Gene Ontology annotation, biological process: G protein-coupled receptor signaling pathway; positive regulation of GTPase activity; intracellular signal transduction. Gene Ontology annotation, molecular function: GTPase activator activity.